Messenger RNA from Anopheles cruzii, 5943 nucleotides. It is a transcript of the gene drongo, whose product is annotated as arf-GAP domain and FG repeat-containing protein 1. The transcript is spliced from 8 exons. Lineage: Eukaryota; Metazoa; Arthropoda; Insecta; Diptera; Culicidae. Bases 359 to 2818 code for a protein of 819 amino acids. The record is from RefSeq and is a predicted model, not a curated record. Gene Ontology annotation, molecular function: GTPase activator activity.
AAAUUCAGCAGCAAAAAUUGUUGUGUUUUGUUCGGUCUCUAAUUUGAGCCGUGCCUAGUGUGCGCCGUGAUAGAGAAGCAAACAAAAUAUGGAAGAAUGAAAUCAAUAGUGGCCUGCGCGACCGUUGCUAAGCAGCUCUGAAAAGUGUGCAAAAUUCUUAGCGGUACGCUCCGGAAGUGCGUGUUGUGUUUCAGCUUCCGGACCCGUGGCAGCAGCAGUAGUGUGUGAAGCCGGAUUUUCGUCGUUCCGUCUUCGGCUCGUCAACACCGGAAGUGGUCAAGCUGUGCGUGGCGAACAGGGAGCGGAGCGGGCAGUGGAGUAAACCGAACAGCGCGAAAAGAGAAAUCGACAGACCGAGAUGGCCCUGGUGCGGAAGAAACUUGAUGACAAAAUACUGAAAACGCUCCGGGAGCUGGUCGGCGUCGGCGGCAACAAGGAAUGCUUCGACUGCGGCCAGAAGGGACCCACCUACAUCAACAUGACGAUCGGGUCCUUCGUCUGCACCAGCUGCUCCGGGAUACUAAGAGGACUGACGCCGCCGCAUCGGGUGAAGUCGAUUUCGAUGGCCACAUUCACGCAAGAAGAGAUUGAGUUUCUGAAACAGAACGGAAACGACAACUGCGGCCGAACCUGGCUCGGGCUGUGGGAUCCGAAGCGUGCAAUCAAGCAGGAGCAUCGCGACUUUAUGAUAGACAAAUACGAACGGAAACGAUACUACCUGGAACCCGCUAGUCCGCUCAAAUCGCUGCCCACCAACACGUCCAGCUCGCUGACGUCCCUGACGGCGGCGAAGAAUGCCAAUGAAAGUUUAGUUCCUCUCAAAACGCCAACGCUGACACCGCCGGCCACGUUACGAUUGCAUCGCCACACCUCCGGCUCGUGCAAUGGGCUGAACGCGACCGUGAGCGCGUCCUCGUCGUCCCUCGGAACGACGAGCCAGUUUCAGCAGCAGUUCACACCGGACGACAGCGAUUUCUUCGGCCCGCCGGCCACGGUGACGGCAGAUCCGCCCAAAAUCCUGCCGCCGACACCGCAGAAGCACCCGAACCUGCAGCGCAAGAAUGGCAUCAAGAUGAAGAAACCUGCCGGCGGCGGCGAGCUGGCGGGACCGACGACUUACGGGCGCAACCAGAAGAACGGUUUGCUGAACCACUCGGCGGCAGCGGCGGCGGCCUUCGCCGGUAGCAGUGGAGACAUCAACGCCAACAAGUUCACCCCCGACGGUGACUUCGUGGCCGACUUUGGGAGUGCCACCAUCAUCAGCACCGUCGGCGCCAGCAACGGCGGAAGUCACUACGGAAGUGCCAGCAGCUUGAGGAACGGUGGCGGCGGCGGCCCCGUCGUCGUCGGGUCAGUCGAAAACGGUGUCUACCAUAAUGGCGUGCCGGCGAACGGCGAGAUGGAAAACUUUGCCGAUUUUGACCACAAUCCGAUUUUCAACUCGGCAGAAAACAUGAAGUCGUACUUCAGUUCCAACAGUAUCGACAGCAACAGCACCCCGACCAACAGUGUCAGCAGCAGUACGGCCAGCGUGCAAAGCCUAAACGGUUCCGAUCCGUUCGCCAACUUCUACUCGCUCACGCACACGAUGGCCAACGGUGGUGGGGGUUCCGCCAAUUCGGCCGGAUCUACUGUGGGCACUCCGACGAGCGGCCCGUUGCCAUCCAAGCACCAUCACCACCACCACGGUGGCUAUACGUGCAUGUCGUCACCGGAUGAAAAUGGCGCGCCAAAGUCGGCAAAGGUUGCCGGCUACGGGUUCCCCGGUGAAACGCGUUUCGCGGCCAGCGGAUACGGUGGUGGCAACGGCACCGGCUACAGCCACCUUCAAAACUACGCCAGCGUCGUCGUGGCCCAACAGCAGCCAGAGUGCAAUCGAACACUGGGCAGUGCGGCAAAUGGCAGCUUCCUCCACCAAAACAAUAAUAACAACGAUAGCACGCCGCUCGACAAUGUUCAGUGGAAUUUUUGGCAACAGUUCGGAAGCAACUAUUGGCCACCCGGGGCCGGCCGGGCUGGUGGUGAUGCUAGCUUUCAGCAACCCCAGCCGCCGCAGCAGCAGCAACAGUAUCGCAACAGUAACAUGAUGAUGAGUCCGCAGCGUGCAACUGGCCAAAUUAAUUAUUGCUCAGAUCCGAAUCGAUGGAGUCUUCCGGUGAACGGUUCACACGUCAACGGGGCUAGCAACGGCAACAACAUACACAACACAACAACACCGUCCAUCGAUCGAUACGCCGCCCUGAAGGAUCUGGACGAGCAGUUCCGGGAGAUUAAGCUGGAGGCCGAAUCGAACAACAACAACAACAACAACCAUGGCACCCUAAACGCGUUGAAAGCUUCGGCCGGCACCAACGCAAGCGAUCCUCACACGCACGCACCGGCGAACCCGUUCAAAACGGCCAACCCGUUCCAACAGUCCCAGGCAGCCAAUGCGUGGCCAAUUGCAGCGCCCACCAACGGUUCCCCGGUCAUCGUAGACCCACGGCAUCAGCCGACCAAUGGGACCAAUGGCGGAUUCUACGCAACGUCCCCGUACCAGGGUGGAUUCGUGCAGCCCGGCAGUGCGUCCCAUCUGUUCAACGGUAACGUCAGUGCAUCUCCCGGCGUCACACCAGUGGCCGCGUACCACCAUCCUGCCGCUUACCAUCAGAAUGGCAACGGCUACGCCAUGGUCGGCACCAACGGGGCAAUGAUGGUGAACGGUGGUGGUGGGCCGCAAGUGUUGAGCAACGUUCCGGUUCACCAUUUCGGCAACUUUGGAAACCCAUUUAUGGCUGCCGGUACGACUGCGGGCCACUCGAAUAAUCCCUUCUUAUGAGUAGCUUCGUAGAAGAAUUUGUAUAGCUAGAAAAUUAUCCGUUUCGAUUAAAAGCUGUUUAUGUGUGUCCCUGGCACCCUUCCGGGUGAAGCUUAUUUCUUUUCUCUCUUUCCCUCUCGAUGAUGAGACAGUGAUAAUGAGGCGCGCGCGUGCUUUGAGAUAAAGGGUGGUAUAAACACCCACUGUUACACAAGGCAUCCAAUAGCAUUCGGGACAGGGCCACCUCCUUUAAGAGAUGUAUAUACAUUUUAAUAUACUACAGUGCCGGUACGCGCAAACAAGAAUUACAUGUUUUAUUUAGUAACUAGCAGCACUCCGCGUAACCCGGCCGGCAGGAACACGCUAAAUUAUUCUCAUCUGUAUACCAUUCAAACCGCCCUAGAGCGCGGCAGAUACGCAAGGCUUCGUUCAUCGAUCCGGUUCAAGUGCGGCAGUCCCGGCGUUACUCAAAGCUUUAGCACCAGAGAGACAGAGCCACUCACCAGAGGUUUCAUUUAAGAGGCGACGCUUUUGAGCUAAAACGUUAGCAAGGUUUCCCGAGGGCCGUGAAAGAAACGCGUAGAAACUUUUACAUAGCCAAGCCAGAAGCUUACCCAAUCGUAUCCGAAUGCCCAGCGGAACCCUAGAGUACCGGUUUUGAGUGUCAUUCAAAAUGGGAUAUUCAAACGGAUGGAGCCACUUGGGGGUCUACUGCUGCUUUCAAUCGCUAGCUUCCCUUCCCGGCCGGCAGCUAGAACGCUUAUCACACGGAACUUUGCAACGGUCGCAAAGAAACGCGGUGUGCAGUGUUUGUAGGGUGCGGCCCCGGCGAAGCUUAGCGUCCUUCGGGCGCAAUCUCUCUUCCAGGAGGCACAGUCCAUCGGCACACAGUUUCCAAGCAAAUGACAAACAGAACAAAGACAGAACGCGAGAUGAUCAAAGCAGCCUCUCGGCAGACCAGGUGUCGUGUGUUAGCGUAAUCAAAGUUCCCUUUGGUGGCAGACGUAGAUUUAAAAAUGGCGAACGUUAGCGAUAGUAGUGACAACCAAGAUGAACAAUAUUUUUAGCAUAAAACGAUCAAAUCGAACAAAUUAUUGGUGGUAAAGUUUAUGGAAAGUUGUAGAAAAAAAAUAGACGGAGAUGAGACCUUUUAAUGACGUUUAUUGUUUUGUUUCGCUUCGAAAGAAUUGUGCAUCGCUCUCGGUUUCUUUGAUAAAAGGGUGCACAAUAACCACAACCACAUGCCGACUACCGUUGAUUGUACAGUAGGGAAAAAUAGGGACGGAAUCGGAGAGAGCAGCGCCAGUUUGUCGGAUCGGAUUUUAAACCCUCUAAUCUUGCUAAUGUAAUGUCGAACGAACAAGAGUAUUAUAACUAGGAGGACGUUGCUCCAAUGGAAACCAAAAUGGUGAAAACGUUUUAUCAUCUCUCUAACAAACUUUUUUCUCUCUUGCUCUCUCUCACUAGCUUAAUGCGGGUUCAGUAUUGGUUUGAGGACAAUGGGAGAUGCUUUUAAUAGAGAUUUUAAAUUCCCAACAUUCUUAAACAACAAACAAGAAAGAAUAUUUCCUACUUAAACAAGACCGUUUGCAACGAUUUUAAACGGAAACAGAAGAUGUUGAUGGUCAACCGGAAACCUAGUAGUGACUGCGGACACCAGUCGUUGAAUCUUAGAACAAAUCCAUUUAAACAGAUUGCCGGCGAGAUUGCGCAUCGCGUCGAAACCGGACCUAGCAAAGGUAUACUUCAGUAAACUCUGCUCAAUUAAAAGCGAACACAUUAGAAGAUUCUUCGCCAUUUUAUUCCACUCGAUAAUAUCGGUCCAACAGUUCUCUUUGCCGGAAGUGAAAACACCAACCAACGAGGUAGCUUCGUGGCACGAUGAUGGAAAAAUGUGGGCUUAUAUAAAGAAGACGCUUAUGUGGCCUUAUAUCUAAAAGAACAAAACGUGAAGUAAACUAAUGCGCUAGAUUUGUAGAUUGAAACGGAGAUCUAAUAAACACUGCAUGGAAAGCUAACACCAAGAACACCAACUGCAGAGUACCUUUGACUCGUCGUGUGCAGCGCGUGUAGUGAUAGAACUUCCGACAGACACGGUAGAAACGGCAAUCCGUGCAAAGACGCAGCGGGAGAACUGAGAAUACCGGAGACGAAAAGCGCAACGUUUUCAAGUAUUUGCGUGCCAGGGCCAGUGUUUUACCAAUACUUUAACUGCCGAAUCUGGCAGAAGAGACAACGACGCGAUUCUUACUCGUUAUUGCGUAGGCAAGUUUUAUCCGAAUGCAUCAACGUUGAAAAUAUAGCUUACAGUACAACGCAUUUCCUUUCUGUCGCUUUCUGGGAGAGGAGUUGCUAAUUGUGCUUAGGAAAUGGCAAAGUAUUGCGCACGGAACGCAAGCGUAGGAUGCACGGACAAACCAAGCAAAGUGAAUGCUAAACUAAGUGAUACCCAACAAACAGAACAUCAAACAAAUGGAAAGGUAAACGUAGAACACGAGUGAUUGUGAGAUUAGCCUAGCUACACCACGGCAUUGCGCCUUAUCAGCUUACAAUAGAUAGAUAAUUUGCUUUAAAAAUGGCACAGCUCGCACCCCGAUCGCGCGGCUGAUUUUCUUCGAGCAAGAUCAGCAUAAAUUCAACGCCUUACGGAGCGAGUGAUGUGACAAGAAUGUGAUUAUUGCUGUUGGAAACCACAAGAUCCUAGUGGCAAGGCGUGGCUAACAUCUCUUUUGUGCCUUAAUUUCCCGCUUAAUCCGAAUGUGAUGGUUGUUGUAUUUCAAGAAAGCCGACUCGCGUUACAAACACGAUCCAAUCCGUUUUAUCCCAUCCCAUUGCGGCUGUUCGAUUCACACCUGUUUUGGCCCCUUAAACACUGUUCAGAGGAAAAAGGCUUUCUAUCCUUCGCGCGCUAGCAUGUUUUGUCGCGGCGGCAAAAAGGUUCGUUUAGCUCCGUCCUAUAAUAAGAAACGUAUUACGCCAAGACGCGAACUGUGCUUUGAAAUUUGUAAUGGCACCAUUUUUUCGCUUAAGGAGAAACGUUUAGAUACAGCUUUUUGUCAUACUCCCAGUCUCUCGUUCGCGUUAGAUCACUAAGUACUAGUGGUUCCGGCUGCUCGACACUACUAUGUGCUAUCAUCCGGUAGAGA